GACGCGUCUGCGACGCGCUCGCCGCUUCCAGUCGGUGGCUUCAUCUUCUGCAACGACGCGACCGAGAGCCGACACAGCAUAACGCGAUGGCGAGCUUUGCAUCCUCGCCCGCACCUCGUCGCACCGUCGCGAGACAUACUCCCACACGUCAAUCUCCGCCUGUUCGAAGGAAACGAGCAAGCCAAACGCCUGGACCCUCUCGCCUCGCCACUCCCUAUGCAGGUCGUCAUCCAGACCGCCUGUCCUCUGUCAUGGACGACGAGUCCGAAAAGUCCGGCAUGGACGUGGACGACGACACGGAAAUUCGUGGACUGAAGCCCGAGACCAUCUUCGCGAAGUCGCCGGAGCUUACCGCCACAUUCUACUCUCAUCUUCCAGUCGAGGUGAAGCAGGUGCUGAAAACAGCAGACUUCCUCCGGGACGCCUAUACUGGCACUGUGGAUGCGUUCACCGGAUAUGCUGUGGUUUCUUCACAACAAACAUGUUUUGUUUGGAAGUAUGCCCAGGCAUUGACGGGCACCCCGACUUGCUACAUCUUUCUUUGCCCCACAGGUGGCACCAGCUACCCUAUGGACACACCCUUCCAUGUUCUUGUUCCGCAUGGCCCGUCUCGUGAACCCGGACUUAUCAUCAUAUCUCCGAGAGGUCAAGUACGUUUCUGGGAUGGCCUUGGUCCUGGUCUUUCUGGUGGAGAUAGCUUCGCGUUUUCGAUCAUUGAAAUGGAGGAUGGUGAGACAGUGACCGCACUGACGCGCGCCGACCCGCACACAUACCUUGUCUCAACUUCCUUCGGUAAACUCUGGCGUCUCACCCUGACCGCCAGUGGGGGUGGACACAGUCUGAACUUUCACCGGUUUGGCCGCUCUCAAUCAGGACUCUCGCUCACGCGUAUCAUUCCUGGGCUUUGGUCUGCACCCAAGCUCACACCUCAGCCGGGCUACGUGAAUAGCAUCGCCAUUGGCGAGCGAACCUUGGAUGGCUUGGGUCAAGAUAUCUGGGCAAUUGUCGACCUGCGUGUUCAAAGGUGGAACAUGUCAUUCGAAGGAUGGGAGGAACUGCUCCUCGAGAAGGAUGUAUCCGGCAUCACUGGUGCGGCCAUCAGACAGGCAUUCCCAACUGCUCCAGCGGACGAUGCAGAACUGAAUCUUGAGCUGCUGGACUUGAAAAUGGAUGGUUCAAAGGACCUGAUCGUUCUAAUAUCUUAUGCGGGCGAAGAAGACCCUACAGCAAUGGAUGUGGGCAAUAACCCUAGACGAAUCUACGCUAUCGUUCGGCUACAAAGUACCGCAGACGGCUUCAAAGUAAAGACUGUACGAGCGGUGCCAUACCAGAGUAUCUCGACCUCCGGCGCCCCUAUGCACCCUCGAUUACAGCGCAUUCAUAACGGCGAAGUGUUUGCCAUCCAGUUCGGCGACGCCGUGACCAUCUGCGCCAUAGAUGCGGAGUAUAUGGACAGACUCAUGCUAAAGUCUGCUACUGACCGCACGCUGGGUGUCGGGGUGAUUGACGGAGAAAGCGAACUGCUUAUUCUCACCGCCGCUACCUUGAUGAAAGCCUACAUCAAUAUGAAACGUGUGGCUGAAUUUGAACCUAAGACGGGUCGGGCCGACCUCAUUCAGUCUACAAUGACACAAGCAAUUCUCUACGGUUCUCAUCCAGAGAACCCCCUGCAUUUCAGUUUCCCGCCAGAGAUUGACGCAGAUGCUCUGAUGUCUGGAGCCGAGCAACUCAGUCUAGCCGUGUUACAAUCAGACUCAGAGAUUGUGCGGCCCAAUCACGAUUUGCAGGCGCAGAUGGUCGGCCGUAAAGAAAGACUACAGUUCCUCAUCCGCUUUAUCAAUGAGAAUGGUGUCUUAACGAAGAUGUCCCAGCGUAGCCGACAGAAGCUGGCUACAAAUGACGAGAAGCUCUAUGCAGCGCGUCAGCUCUGGUCCCGUCAUGCAGAGUUCAUUGGGACGGACCAUCCGCGCACAGUGUUGUAUGAUGCUGUGUACGCUUACAUGGAGUCUGUCGAGGAGGGCUACCAUGAAGACUACGUCAGGGCCUUCUUCCGACUGAAGGUCCACGACAUUGGCGGCCUUCUCCCACAUGUCAUGGAGACUGUCCGCCAGGCGUCGCGCGAACACUCCCAGAGCCUGUUUGACGACAUCUGGCAGGCGGACGAGAUCGUCCUUACGAUCCUCCAGUCAGCACUUGAUCACCGCGACCUGAAUAAGGGGGUAUAUGGCCUCGAGUAUCCACUCAUCGAUCCAUGGACGAGUCAUCUUACGGCAUGCAACAUCGUGGCGGAACUAUUUGGCACUACGGACAAGCUCGUCGAAACGCCGACAGCAGAUCCGGAUGCAGCGGAGUCUAAGAGUCGACCAAGAUCACAGCUCCCAGAGUUGGCUGUCUUGCUCUUCACUUGCAUACAAGAGCACCUCGAUUGGCUUAAAAGCCCCCUCGCGCAUGAUAUAAUCGCGGAAGCAGAUCAGCAACAGCAGGACGUCGAGGACAAGUUCCGACAAUUGCGGCCCGCCGUCCUAGAGACACUACGACGACAUGGAUUCGCAAGUCAGGCAUUCCAGCUGGCAGAGCAGUACCGGGACUUCCGCAGUCUUGCGUCGCUGUGCAACAAAGAUACUCUUUACCCUCCACAGGACAACCCGAAUGCGGCGCGGAUCCGGUUGUACGUCGACAAGUUCAAGCAGGACUUCACGACGGAGUUGUAUCGAUGGUACAUCGAACAUGGGGAGUUGCGGACGCUGUUUGCGCAAGAACACGAUCAGUACCUUGACGAGUUCUUCGCCGAGAACCCUCAGCCGGACAUCUCGUGGGUGCAUGACCUUGGCCAGGCACGAUAUGGCCCCGCAUCGGACGCACUGCUUCAUGUGGCAAGCCAUGCGAGUGAGCUCGAGGUCAAACAUCUUGUGCUUAGUAUCGGGAAGCUCUCGCAGCUUGCGCAACUGCACGAGGAGAACGGUAUAGUCAACCAGGAUGUCCUGGAUGCGUUCCAUGAUGGCCUUGACUUCGUCAGCGUACAUGAAACAUUGCUUGAAGAUCUCAAGUCCGCCCUCGCCUCUCUGCGCGGCAAGCAGCCGUUAGAGAUACAGAUCGAGACCAUUACGCAGGCGAAAGUGUCGAAAGUGUUCGAUUGCGUGGCAUUGCAAAACGUCUUCCGCCUCCUCGUCCGCCAGCUACUACAGGGCAAGGCGUUGUCUGCAGAAGACGUUGCUGACGUCCUCAGCUUAAAGGAUAACACAUCGAGUCCGGAGGGUUUUGCGACUGCUCUGCAGAUCCUAGCUCGCGCGCAAACCAUCCCUGAUGCGCGGAAGGUAUCCGCCUUCCGCAGCGUCUGGAGGCGGAUCUACAUCCAUGACGACUGGGAAACCAUCCGCCAUACUGUCACCGUCUCCGACGCCGAGCUCAACGCGCGCUUCCGGGGCACCGCGCUCUACGCCGCACUCCAAGCGACGCUACUCGCGCCGCACCCGCCCACAGGCUACGUCUCCUCGCCCACCGAGGCACUCACUGUGCCCGACCCGGCCGAGAUCGCGCUGCGCUGGCCGGGCAUGUCGCCCGACGAGGUCGAGGCGGUUGCGGACGACUGUCUGAGGGAGGCGGAGUAUUUGGGGGCACUGAACUUGGAAGGGAUGUACCAGAGCAUGCGGGAAUUGGUUGCGGAGGAUGCGGGUGCGAUGUAGCCAUACUUACAGCAAGUCUCGUCCCAUACCGUUUGAGGCCAUAGUGUACGUAGUGUCUGCGAAAGGGGAAUGAACGUCUGUGUUACCCUUUCUAUCCCCGUUGCUACUGUUGCCUCCCGCCCCCAAACGGAUCCGCGAUCCUCUCCAUCGCCCUCUCGUACGCGAGCCGUGCGCCGAGGAGCACGCUCGCCCAGUUGCGCCUGCGCCACUCCACGCUGUAUGCGCGUUGGCGGUCCGCCUCCUGGUCCGCCCACCGCCUGUAGAACUCGGAGAGCGCGAACUCGCUGUCCUCGGCGGAGCACGCGUCGGGGAGGCUGUCGAGGAAGGCGCGCUUCGCCGCGUUGAAGCGCAGGUUGCUCUGCACGGUCGUCAGACUGCGGUGCGC
Messenger RNA from Rhodofomes roseus, 4068 nucleotides. RefSeq lists its product as uncharacterized. The record is from RefSeq and is a predicted model, not a curated record. Gene Ontology annotation, cellular component: nuclear pore outer ring. Gene Ontology annotation, molecular function: structural constituent of nuclear pore; protein binding. Bases 87 to 3683 code for a protein of 1198 amino acids. Gene Ontology annotation, biological process: transcription-dependent tethering of RNA polymerase II gene DNA at nuclear periphery; protein import into nucleus; poly(A)+ mRNA export from nucleus. NCBI's taxonomy places the organism in Eukaryota, Fungi, Basidiomycota, Agaricomycetes, Polyporales, Fomitopsidaceae. The transcript is spliced from 21 exons.